UUUGUGAUAACCUUUCAAUACAGUGACCCAGAGGUCACUAUUACUAUGCUCAUGGCUUUCCUUUUCCCUUUCUUUAGCUCUUUGUUUCCUGCUGUUAAGAGAUUCACAGUCUACAUAUUUUUUUAAAAAGAAAAACCUUUGCAUAAUUUUCAAAAUUUGAGUUGAGAUAGUCUAUAGCAGCUAGUAGGAAAAGAGAAGAAGCUUCCAUGGUCUAUUCCCAUGAUGCCCUGUUUUACUCCCCUCCCUCCCCUUUUGUGCUUAUAGAUACUAUUUUGGAUGAACAUAAAAGGAAUGAACUUUUUACAGACAACUUUUGUAAAGUAUGUGGCGCAAUGCUACAGUUUGAAUCCCAAAGGAUUUCACAUUAUGAGGGCAAAAAACACGCUCAAAAGGUUAGACUUUAUUUCCAAAUUCAUGGGGAACAAAGUGAAGCCCAAGGGACUGAUAAAAGAGGGAAGCUGGAUUUUCUGACUCUGCAGACGGAUGGGAGUGGAGUGGUGGACAAAAACAAAUUUUGUGAUCUCUGCAACAUGAUUUUUAGUUCCCCAGUUGUUGCUCAGUCUCACUAUUUGGGGAAAGUUCAUGCCAAAAAGUUGAAGCAGUUAAUGGGAGAACAUGCUCAGACGUCUCCACCAAGUUCUCAGCCAGACAAGGCAGGUCUGCCUGUUGCUAGUUGUGCCGGGCCGGAGCCACAGCAGCCCACUUCCGACAGAGCCGCCCCAGAAGCGGCAAUGGAAGAUACCCCCCCGGCUGGUGCUGGCCCCACUUUGGAUCUGAACAACCCAGACAGAUACUGCGAGCUUUGCUGUGCCUUCUUUAAUAGUCCAUUCAUGGCACAGCAGCACUACGUGGGCAAGAAGCACAAGCGGAGCGAGACUCGGAAGAAGAUCCUGGAAGAGAUUGGACAGAAGACCCUCCCUGCCGAGUCUACGAGCAGUGCACUUGGUGUGGGUAACUACAUAUGUCCCAUUUGUAGUAUCACCCUUACAUCCAUAGAAAUGUACCAGUCCCACAUGCAAGGAAAUAAACAUCAGAUUAAAGAAUCUCUGGUUGUCAACCUAAUGAAGAACUCAAAGAGAACCUUUCACUCUUUCCAAGAUGAGCUGGCUGACUACAUCCAGGUGCAGAAAGCCCGAGGGCUGGAGCCCAAGACUUACUUCAGGAAGAUGGCGGAGGAUCACUUUGAGAUGCACAAGUACAAGGAGGAGCAGGACGCCAGGCCCCAGAGUGCGCUGGUGGCCUUUGAACAGAGACUCCCGCCCGAGACCUUCCAGGCCUGCUCUGGAGCCUACACCCUCACGCGCACAGUGGAGAACACCCUGUCUCAUUGGUCACCCGUCCAUGACAGCCGGCUCCGACUGGAAUCUUUCAGCCACGGCCAGCCCAGCAAGGAAGAGUUCUCAGAAAAAUUCACAGCCUUGGGGCCUACUCAGCAGGACGAUAACUCGGGGCCGUCCAGCAUCUCCUCAGACAACAGCAUCAAUUCCUACCAAGCAGGUCAUAAACCCAAAGGGACUCAUCGGAGGAAGAGACAUUUAAGGGAGGACGGAGAAGACCGGCCAAAUGAGGAAGAGAAGAGGAAGAAAAAUGUGGAGGACAAGGACUCGGGCAAAGACCACAAGGCUGUCCGGAGGAGGAAGGCGGAGGCAGAUGGCACCGGCGUAGGAAAGCCGAAGCACAGGAAAGAGAAAAGGAAUCGAGAAAUAGCUGCUGACAAAGAAGACCGGAGACACCGGAAGGAGAAGAAGGAGCCUCUGCCCAGGAGGACAGAAGAGGAGAUGCUGUGGGACGAGUCCAUCCUGGGCUUCUGAGGCCGCUGCUCUGACGUCAGGUGCCAGAUGCUAGUGGCUUCUGGAUGCCCAUCGCAAGGCCGUCUGAAGGUGUUCGGCCUGUUCUCCAGCACUUUAAAAUGAGGAGAAAUGACUUCUCUUAACGUUUUCUAAAAAUGAUUUCAUGAAAAUGCCUUGUUUUUUUUCCAGGUAAUGCUGCUUCAUUUUGUACGGAAGACUACUUUUCUUCUUUCUCUUCUUUGAGUUAUCCUUUAUUUCAAAUGACCUUUCUGAAUGUCUUUCUUGAUUAGGUUCCUGUUGGUUUGGGUUAAGAUUUGGUGUUUUGUUUUUGCUUUGUUGUUUGUUUGUUUGUUUGUUUUAAGAGAAUAUACAAAAACAGUGUAGAAUUAUUUUUCCCCAUGUUUAGACUUAAUUUACAGUGUGUUUUCCAGGGCUGGAAGUAUAAAAUGACAUAGGCUAAACUCAGAUAUACAUAGUUUAAAAUGUUCUCAAGUAAAUAAUACUAAUCAGAAUUCAUUUUACAUUCAGGAAGUGUUCAUAUUAAAAAUAUUCUAAUUUUACAUGCUGUUCUAUCUAAAUUGUGUUCCCUUUAUAAUAUAGUUGUAUCUUUCAUUGAAUGAUUUGUACUUAGUACUUCAUACCUCCGUUAUGUGGCCCCAGCAGCUGCUGCUGACCACGGCUGGUAAGGAAGAAGUGCCUGAGCAGGGAAGCAUUGAUUGAUUAGAGGACUCUCUUGCUUAAGGAAUUGCUUUCUACCUCAGGAAACAUGGACAUUCUCUCAUCCAAAGUCUCCUCUUGCUUCAUGGAACAUAGAUCAGACUGUCCAGGCACCUGAAAUGAGGUGGCGGCACCUUGGGCUGCCCUCACCAGCAGUCUGACCCAAUGGAGAUGGAGGGGAGGCAGAUACUGACUCUUUACCAAGAGCUUGGUGUAGCUUCCAUAUCGUGCUUAGGUCCUGCUCAAUCCCUGGAUAAAUAAACAAAGCCCAGGUAUGAAAGGCA
Molecule: messenger RNA, 2791 nt
Organism: Antechinus flavipes (yellow-footed antechinus)
Lineage: Eukaryota; Metazoa; Chordata; Mammalia; Dasyuromorphia; Dasyuridae
Gene: KRCC1
Product: lysine rich coiled-coil 1
Exons: 6
Coding region: 207-1811 (534 amino acids)
Molecular function (GO): nucleic acid binding; zinc ion binding
Source: RefSeq, a predicted model, not a curated record